This is a messenger RNA of Mauremys reevesii (Reeves's turtle), 3567 nucleotides long. Its product is annotated as fibrinogen-like protein 1. Bases 2704 to 3549 code for a protein of 281 amino acids. The record is from RefSeq and is a predicted model, not a curated record. The transcript has 2 exons. NCBI's taxonomy places the organism in Eukaryota, Metazoa, Chordata, Testudines, Geoemydidae.
GCUGAGCUGGUGCCUAGAGCUGGCCCUGGAUCUGACCCUACUUUAGUUCAGGCCUCAGGCCUCAUACAGGGCCUCUUAUACCAGGCCUCAUGUCUCAGGCUUUCCCUUUCUACCACAGAAAUGUGGUGUCUAGUCUGAUUUUUGAGAAGUCUCCUGAUGCUUUGGACCAUUCAAUUAUUGGCUUUUUGUUUUCAUGUUUUUAUUUCAAUGCAAAUAAACCCGCAUUGUUUUGUGCUGACGUGACAUUCAUCCCCUCAGCUGACAGAUGUUUUGUCGAUGCAGCAAUAACUGACAUGUUUGAGAUGUACCUACUAACUUGGGAAAAUGUGGUCACAACUAACAUUGAUUCUGCUUCCUACAUGACUAAGUUUGCACGAGAGAUUAAAUUCAAAUCAGAAACCAGAGCUGCUAUAUAUUACCUGUCCUUCUCAUGUGAUUAACAUUGUGCUGUCAGUAAUACUGCUACAGAAGAAAUUAAAGACAUGAAAUCUUGCAUCGCUGGAUUCAGAGCCAUUUUUAAGCAUUUGCAUUUUUAAGGCAAAAUGAGUGCAGAGCUGACUGCCAGUUACCAUAAUCUGCAGGGGAAACGUAUGGCGAAAAAACCCAGCUGUUUCCAGAAUCCUUCUGACCUCGGAACAUGAGAAAACCCUCAAAAAUAUUCAAAACCUUCAGCACAAUGCUCAGCAAGAAAUGAGAGACAACCAUGGCCAGUAAUCUGAACCCUGAAGUGUUUUAUGCCAAAGAUUCUUUUUGGAAUGUAAUCCAAGUGUUGCACCCCUUCUUCCAGGUGAAUUUGGCAGUAGAUUACUAGUGUUAUGCCAGUGUUUCAACUCUUUGCCACUAAAGAUGAAAUUUCAGAUCUGAAAGGGGAAUUUACUAUUUACAUGAACAUGCCUACUCCUGACAAUGUGAAACUGGAUGAGCUGGUUUUUUGGAAUAGUCAGCAAGACACAUUUCCCAACUUCAGCAAAGUGGCACAGCGAGCUUUGACUGUACCUCCUGGAUCUAUUUCAAAGUUGGACUACCUCCAGGACUCCAAGAGGGUCAACAUGAGUGAAGAUACUUUGAAGAAAAUUAUGUGGGUGUAUGCAAACCAGGAUUUCUGGAAAAACUAACAGCUCUGCGAGAGACAAAAAAUAUCUUUGUACAUAAAAAAAGUCUUAGUUAUACUGUAGUAAAAUGUUUAUUAUUAAUUUUUUCCUCUGAUUUUCCCAUUUUUUUAACCUGAUUUCAUCCCGGUUUUAAUGUUUGGAAAAUAACCACUGAAAAAUUCCCAGAAUUUAUUUAUUUUUACAAAUAAAAACUGAAAAUGUGGAACAUUACUGAUACAGCAAAGUGUAUGCUUAACUUUCAGUAUACACUUUACUCAUCAUGGAAGUGAGUGAGACUUAAGCAUCUGUUCAAAAUAAAACAGGUGUUUAAGUGCUAUGCUGAAUAGGAAUGAACUUAAGCGCUUUGUUGCAUUGGGUCCUAAAUGUACACUGUUCUCCAGCACUGUGUACACUCCCUAAUCACAGAGGUUUCAGUUUUAAUGGUGGCAUUUUAAGCUUGAUGGAACUUUGUAGGUUUUUAGUUCAGAUGUGCUUGCUUGCAAAUGCAAUGUGUCAGAGUAAAGUCCACUAGUCCAAGAACACACAAUGAAAUCAUGAAGAUGCACUUUUGCUGGCUUUCUGAUUUUGAGAUAGGGCCAAGCUGUUCACCUGGACUUCAGCAGCAGGCAAAGUACAGUUCCAAAGAAUUAGCUCACUGAUUGGUGCUCAGCUAUUUCUUUCUCAGGCUUCACUUGAAACGAGAGGUAAGCUGUCUGCCUGGUGCUCUUUUCUUUAGUUGUUUUCUGAAUAGUUUAUAAUGCAGAGUUUUCUUUUAGAUUUGACUAGGGUGAGUAACAGUUACUAAUGUAGGAGUUAGAUAACCCAGGGAGGAGGGGAAAAUGUGACUAUGAAAGUCUUUAUUUAACGUAUUGAAUUCUGACUGCAAGAAACACCUUGUGGUUUUAUUUAGGGAAAGCCUGGUUGAAGGGGAGCCCUUUUUGCUUUGUUUAUUCAAACCCCAAAUCCACAGGUUGCUUUUCUUCACCUGACCUCAGCCUACCUGACAUGUCCCUUGAAGCCACAGGUGGGAUUUUAUACAAAUUAUAGUCCAAAUGUGCUUAAGUGAGCUCUGGUGCCUGAAAAUAUUCUCAGCAGUUAGUACACCAUGCUAUCUAAUACUGCUUCAUGCAUAGACAGCAAGUGGAGCUGGUGUAUUGCAUGUGCUAGCUCUUCCUUCUGUCCCCUAGUACCAGUACAGAUCAGGUUCAGGGAAUACCGAGCAUCAGAUCUGAUAAAUAUGAGACGUGCUUUUUAAAUUUAAACUUUGUCAUUACAUUAUUUUCUAUCUGUUUUUAUCACAUGCAAAAUUGUGUUAUGUCACAUUGACUGAUAUGGUGUAAAAGAACAAGAUGAGCUGUAUUCUAAGUGAUAGGAUACAGUACUACACAUCAUAAAAAUGAUCUGCCAGAAAUGCAAUGGGACACAUUGAGAAAGCAGGGAGUGUGAGAGGUGAAAAGCCUGUUUUGGCACAGACUGGCUCUGUUGAAAGCAGGUGUUUCUGUUUUGCCUUCAAGAUAUUUUUUCUGCAAGUAAAAAAUCAUUUAAUUUUAAAUGUCAGUCUGUGUUAUGUUUUUAGUGUGUAUCUCUGCAGAGGGAUUGACUCAGAAGAAAGAUGAAUUUGAAAAGUUCAGUGGGAUUUAUUCUGCUGUUACUCUUUAAAUGUGCGGUGUGGACAGGUGCUGAAGAAGCUGUGGUGCUUGCUAAUGCCCACCUUCUUCCUCCAGGAGGCUACCAGAGAUUGAGUAACAACAAUGAGAAAGAACAUGCAAGAGAUUGUUUUGAGAUUUUUCAGCACUCUAAAGGAAGCACCAAGGAUGGUCUUUAUGUCAUUCAGCCAAUGAAAGAUCCUAUUGUUGCUUACUGUAAUAUGCAGGAUGGUGGGUGGACGGUAAUUCAACAUAUUACAGCCAAUAGCACUGUGGACUUCGAUAGGAUAUGGCAUGACUACAAGUAUGGAUUUGGGUCAGUUCAUGACAACUACUGGUUAGGGAAUGAAUAUGUGUAUCAGUUAACUAACACCUCAAGGCCAUAUACACUUAGGGUCAAACUCGUAGACUUAAAUGCCGAAAUCAAAUGGGGAGAGUAUGAACCGUUCAAAAUUGAAGAUGAAGAGUCUCAAUACAGGAUCAGGCUUGGCCUAUACAAAGGCAAUGCUGCUGAUGCCCUGACCCAGGACACAGAAGCUUAUCUCCAUGAUAAUCAGAAGUUCACUACAAAAGACAGAGAUAAUGAUAACUAUUUUCAGAAUUGUGCCAAACUAGAGUACAAUGGCAUUCCAGGUGGAGGGUGGUGGUAUGAUUCUUGUGCCGGAGCAAAUCUAAACCGCAGGAAUGUUAUAUACUGGCAAAAAGACUGCAAUAAGGAACAUUUAUGCAAGUUUGCCUGGAUGAUGAUUAAGCCCACUGACCAUGGCCAGUGUCCUAACAAGGCUUGUCAUUGUGAAAAAGAUGAAUUGUAGAUAAUAUUAUUACAUUAU